Messenger RNA from Strongylocentrotus purpuratus (purple sea urchin), 12877 nucleotides. RefSeq names its product neural-cadherin. The coding region runs from base 228 to 8657 and encodes 2809 amino acids. Gene Ontology annotation, molecular function: cadherin binding; calcium ion binding. The transcript is spliced from 35 exons. Gene Ontology annotation, cellular component: catenin complex; plasma membrane. The record is from RefSeq and is a predicted model, not a curated record. Gene Ontology annotation, biological process: homophilic cell-cell adhesion. Lineage: Eukaryota; Metazoa; Echinodermata; Echinoidea; Camarodonta; Strongylocentrotidae.
ACACAUAAUAUUCAAGUCAAACGCGAUUUGAGGAAAGUACCGCUACAGAAUACAUCUUCCUAAAACGAGAUAACUGCUAAUUGGAGAGAUCAAGAGGAAGCAACUACCAACUGUGAUAAUAUACCAUGUAGAACAACCAUUGUGCAAUUUUUGUCAUCACUAAAUCUUCUAAGUUAAGAAAAGCUUCAGCAAUUUCUUCUGAAAUAAGUAAAACAUUAAAGGAAACGAUGGCUGUAAAUCUGAGGUGGAACAGGACACAUAAUUUGUGUUUAUCUGUAAUAUAUAUAUUAGCCACACUACAACUAACACUCGGCCUCGCUUUGCCUCGAAUCAAUGUGCCUUCCAAUGCCUUGCCAGGAUUUAAAGUGACUGAAGUAAAGAAAAGUGGGCAGUUUUCAGAACUUCUUUCAGACUCCGAUGUUCACAAUCUGUUCCAGAUAGCUGAAAAUGGUGCUUUGGAAAUCAAGAACUCACUCGAGCACCUGGCCAACAGUGACAUUGCUCUCAAAGUUAGACACACACUUCGAGGUCAGUCAUGGGACGAUCUCUUAAAUUUACAUGUCGAGGACACUUCUCUUGAAUUUUCAAAAAAGUCGUACAGAGGAUACGUCUUUGAGAGCCACGAAGCAAUCCAGGAAGUAAUGGGUCUGGAUGAUCUCCAGAUAGCUUCAACAAAGCCUGUAUCAUACCAGCUGGCUGGAGAGGACAGUGCUAAUUUCAGGCUUCAAGUCAAUCCUGAAGGCAGAGUUCAGAUCUUCACCUCUGUUCCUGUGGAUAGUGAGACAACCUCACAAUUUCAUAUGGAAAUUAAAGCUUCAGCUCAAGACCUCCUUGGGAACCCACCCCUCAUGUCUCUUCCUGCAGAGGUAACCAUUAUCGUUCGUCCAUUGUCCAACAAUUUUCGUCCGUUUGGGGAUGACAUAAUGUAUCCUCCCAAUGAACCUGUGAAGAUGGUCCGUGUCCGGCGAGACGUCCUUCCUGGAGAGUCUGUCAAUCUUACAGAGUCGACAGCAAUGGACACUGUUGUCCACACGAUCACAGAAACAGGUGCUGAUCUGCGCUACGCCAUGGGGACUCCCGUCAACGACAAGUUCUCCAUUGAUGAGAUGUCUGGAGAUGUGACACUUUUACAAAGUGUGGAUUAUGAAGCCUAUAGUACCAAUCCCCAGGAAAUACUAAAUGUGCAGAUCACAAAUACUUCUGAUCCUGAUGCACUUGACACAUUGGUGGUGACCUUUGACAUCCUGGAUGCCGAUGACCUCCCGGUCUGGACCAUGCCGGUGUACCCCUACAUCGCUGUGGUGCCUACGGAUGCCCCCAAUCAGGCCUGCAUCUACACCCUCGAAGCCUCUGACCAAGACUUGGGAAGCGACAUCACUUACUCUUUGAGGGCAGGUGGAGAUGGCGCUUUCACUGUGGGCGAAACAGAUGGCUGCGUUUACACGGCCAUCGUAAGCGGGUUUCCGGGCUACGUGCAGGAUCUAGAGUACAUUCUCAGCGUGAUGGCGACGGGUACGAGCGGUAGUUUUGAUGGAGGGGUAACCGGGACCGUCCGCGUCUACGGCGGCUCGUACCCACCUCAGUUCAGCCAAGAAGAAUACAGUGCUUCGGUGCUGGAGGACCAGGCUAAUCAGGCGGUCAUCCAAGUCACAGCAUCAUCCUUCUCACGCAACGUUCCAUUGACCUACUCCAUCGUCGGCCCAGAAAACAGACCCUCCCACACCAUCAACGCCAACGACGGUACCAUCACUCUCGUAGACGCCAUCUUAGCAGAGGAUCUGCUAUCCUACUUCUUGACAGUGAGGGCCACGGAACAGGUGGUUGAUGGACUCUCGUCUGAAGUUAGGGUCAAUGUGAUGGUUGAAGAUGUUAACAACUGUGUUCCUACUUUUGGACAAGACAUUUUGAGUUUCAAUGACGUUCUCGAAACAACCGCUAUUGGAGAGCCCGUUGGUACAGUUACGGCUACCGACUGUGACGUGGGGCCAAACGCGGAGCUGACCUACUCCAUCACCACCCCAAACAGCGGCUUUACGAUCGGCAGCGACACAGGGGUCCUCUCCCCCGCCGUCGUCUUGGACUACGAGGAAGGGGACCGCUACUACACCUUUGCCAUCACCGCCACCGAUGGGGGAACCCCCCAGCUGAGCAGCACCGCCACCGUGGUCAUCUCCAUCGCCAAUGCCCCGGAGGCUCCCUACUUCACGCCGCCCUCGUACAGGUUCAGAAUGGACGAGGUUGCACAGGUCAACUAUGAAGUGGGAACGGUGUAUGCAAGCGACGACGAUGUAAACGACGUGCUGACCCUUUCCAUCGAUGGUGGAGAUGGCACAUUCAGGAUCGACCAAUUUGGAGUUAUCUCUGUGGCCAGAGCAGCAGUCGAAUCUAGCUAUAUGUUUGCUGUCGUGGCUAGCGACAUAGCGAACAACGAAGCCAAUGCCACCGUUGAAAUCUCUGUCACCGAUCUCAACGACAACAUUCCAAUAUUUCCAGAGUGUGAUAAUUACAGAGGAGAAGUGUCUGAAGAUGCAACCAUUGACACAGACGUCAUAACGGUGACAGCGACAGACUCAGACCAGGGAUCCAACGCCGAGAUUAGUUACAAGCUCUCGUCUAACAGUGAUGCAAGCCGGUUCUUCCGGGUUGACCAGAACGGCCUCAUCACCACCAAUACCUUGCUGGAUCGCGAGACCACUGCAGUGUUUGAGGUGACAGUUGAAGCAGAGGAUGAUGGGAACCCCGCUCUGACAGGGUUCUGUACGUUCACCGUCGAAGUGACGGAUGUGAACGACAACUUCCCUGCAUUUCCUUUCACGGGAUAUCAAACUUCAAUAUCAACCAGUGCAGCAUCUGGUGAUGAAGUAAUAGAAGUGCGAGCUGAUGAUCUGGAUUUAAACUCAGAUUUGACAUACUCUCUAAGCGCUGCAGAUGGUGGUGAAUGCGAUACUGGAUAUUUUACCAUUUUCCCUGCUACUGGAAGCAUCAUUGUUAGACAAGACCUUACUCCACUAAUAGAAUUUGGAAGCCCAAAUGAACAAGAUUGCAUUGUGACGGCAACCGAUGUUGGUGGCCAAGCUACUGAUGUUCCCGUACAAAUCGACGUUAGAAGCAGCGAUGACGACACCUACCAAGUCCCAACGUUUUCUGCUACAUCGUAUCAAGUCACCAUCAAUGAAAACUCAAUGUCACAGGAAGUCUUACUGGUGUCUGUUUUAGGAGCUGCCCAAGUUGGAUUCAAUAUCAUUCGUGGGUCACGCCCAUCCACCAACUACAAUCGUAAUUUUGGCUUGAGUAACGAUGAUGAUGAGUUCACAUCAAGUUACAUUACCGUGUUGGAGGCUCUUGACUAUGAAUCUGUUACACGGUACGAUUUGAUAGUAACAGCUAGGUACCCAAACUCGCCCUACACCGUGGAGACCAACGUAAUCAUCGACAUCCUGGACGUCAACGACGAGACACCCAUCUUCCCUGCAUUCACAUUCUAUGGAAACAUUGCAGAAAACCAACCACUACCCAAUUUAGAUCCUGUCAUUACAUUGGAGGCCACAGAUUCAGAUGUAACUCCAGAGUUCAGCCAGAUUGUGUACAGUAUUGACGGCGAUCAGACGGACUUCAGGAUCGAUGCAAACUCGGGAGCAAUAUUCGCUAUAACUGAAUUCGAUCGGGAAGCUGUGGCCGAAGAUACCAUUCCACUCACAGUCAUAGCAUCGGAUGGUAUCAAUGAGAGUAGGGCUACUGUCUUCAUUACCAUUGUGGAUGAGAAUGAUAACCAGCCUGAGUUCAAUGGCACCUUCAGCUUCGAUGUUUCCGAAGAUGUAGAGAUGGGUUAUGAGAUCGGCAUGGUCACAGCCACAGAUGCAGACAUCUCCGAGGACUUGGAGUACUUCAUCAGUGGAGGCAACGUUGGCGGAGCCUUCACAGUGGUCGCCAACACCGGUGCCAUCCGCAAGGCGGGCGUCCUGGACUACGAGUCGCUGACGUCGUACUCGUUGGACUUCAGCGUCAAUGAUGGCUUUAAUACUGAGACCACCACUGUUGUUGUCAAUGUCAUCAACGUCAAUGAUGUAGCACCGCAGUUCGGGGAGUCUUCCUACUCGGUCACUGUGCUCGAGGAGGACGAUUCCGAUAUUCCUAGAGUCCUUCUGACGGUCGCUGCCACUGAUGGAGAUGCAGAUGCGGUUGCUGAUGCGGUAGUCUACGAUUUGCUCGGAACCGGAGCCGGCACCCUCUUCACCAUCGACCCCCAGACCGGCAACAUCACCCUGACUGGCGUGCUGGACCGCGAGGAGAUCCCCCGCUACGUCCUGUCUGCCAUGGCGACGGAUGACAACGGAAACGGACUCUCCAGCUACGUGGAUGUCAUCAUCGAAGUGGAAGACAUAAACGACAAUUUCCCUUUCUUCCCCGAUCAGGAAUACGUGGGCAGUGUCGAUGAAAACAUGCCACCGAACACCCCGGUGCUGGCUGUGGUUGCUGAGGAUCCAGACACUGCAGAUAACCUGGUAUAUUCCUUCCCCACCCCAAACAGCGACUUCAACAUUGACCCCGACACUGGAGAAAUCACAACCGCGAUACAGUUGGAUAGAGAGACUCCGCCUUCUGAAUACGAACUUGAGGUCCAAGUUACUGAUGGAACUAACACAGCCACUACACCAGUCAUCAUCACCAUCAACGACGUGGACGAUAACAGGCCGGUGUUCACUCAAGACCCCUUCCCCCCUGCCUCCGUCUUGGAAACGGAACCCGUUGGUACGACCAUCACCACCGUACAGGUCACCGAUCCCGACGUUGACCACAUGGACAAGGUCGUGUUCACGAUCAAUAGUGGAGAUGAUGCUGACCUGUUCAGGAUCGUCCCGGACGCAGCCACGCUCUCAGGACUCAUUCAAGUCAAUAAGCCUCUGGACUUUGAGAGUGGGAAUGCGAAUGACUUCACGCUGACGAUCCAGGUAGAAGACUCUCAGGGCACCAUCGGUACCCCCCAGACGACGACCAUCGAGAUCUCCAUCGAGAAUGCCAAUGACCUCGCUCCUGUGUUCGAGGAGGAUAUGUACGCAGGGGCGGUGUCGGAAGGUGCUGAUGUCGGAAGCCAAGUGGGCACUUUCACCCUGACUGCCACCGAUGGGGAUGAGCCGGGUGGAGUGCUGAACUACGUGAUUGACCCCUCCACAGAUCCAGAAGGCCAGUUUGGUAUUGAUGCCAACCAGCGGCUCGUGGUCGCAUCGCCCCUGGAUAGGGAAACCGUCGCCAGCUACGAGCUUAAGGUCUAUGCCGUCGAUAACGGUGAUCCUCCAAUGUCGGGCACUGCGACCAUCAACGUUGUGAUCGAGGACGUGAACGACACGCCUCCUCGUUUCGCGGAAGACUACACCCCGUCGGUGAAAGAGAACUCUGAUGCAGUGGCGGAGGUGGUGAGCGUGAGAGCUGUAGACGACGAUGACCCAGCCUCUGGACCGCCUUUCCUAUACCGAGUGGCAGGAACACCCAACGAAUGGACGGACUACUUCACAAUAGAAGGACUAGGGACAGAAACCAGCGGGGACAUCACCAUAAGCACCAGCGGGAGAGCUAUCGACCGCGAAGCUAUUCCGUAUUUUGACAUCGUGUUUCUGAUAGAAGAAGUGAACACAGACGAACGGUUGACCGGCACCCAGACCCUGUCUAUAAUGGUGACGGAUGUCAAUGACAAUCCACACCUCGCCGCUACCAAGAAUAUCCUGGUCUAUAGCUACGAAGGUGAAAUCCCUGAGGUAUCUCUUGGCAACAUCCCAACGACCGGGGUAGGAAAGGUCGCAGUAGAGGAUCCUGAUAUCCUAGAAGACAAGACCUACACUGCAGAAGGAGAGUUUCCAGACGGUUUCCAACUGGAUACAGACACCGGUGAUAUCGUCAUGCUCGAAGGCACCCCAGCCGGCAUCUACACCAUGCAAGUCAUGGUUUCCGAUGGCGGCAUGUUCCCGGACGUCGUCUCAACGGUCAUAGUGACGGUCAAGGAUAUCCCGCAGGAAGCCGUCUUCAGCUCGGGGUCCAUCCGAUUCUCCGGCACGACAGCGGAGGAGUUGAUCGAUCCCAACGCCGAGGGGGUCAGCAAGCUGGACAGCCUCAAGGUCAUCCUGGCCGAGGCUGCGGGAGCCCAGCUGGAGAACUUUGAUAUCUUCAGCGUGCUGAACGUGGAGGGUAUGGAGAGGACGGUGGAUAUCCGGUAUGCUGCUCACGGAUCACCCUACUACCCCGCGGACAAGCUGGAUCUGGCUGCGCUCUCUGUAUCGGAUCAGAUCGCUGCUCUAGGAUUGGACAUCGCCCAGCUCCCUGUCGACCUGUGUGUGAAGGAGAAUGUCUGUGAGUCCUCCUGCACCAAUGUCCUGGUGGUGGAUCCCACACCCACCGUGGUGGACUCUGGCUCCGCCUCCUUCGUGGCAAUCACGUCUGUACUGCAGGCUCAGUGUAUAUGCGGCGCCAGGACGGAAGCUCCGGGUUCUUGCGAUUCCAUUCCCUGCCUCAAUGGAGGCACUUGUGUUGAUGUCCAUGGUGGAACUUACAAAUGCGAGUGUCCUUACCUGUUUGACGGACCAAACUGCCAGCAGACCAAGCGUAGCUUCAACGAUGGCUACGCCACCUUCUCUACCCUGAGGCAGUGCGAGGAGACCAGCCUUUCCAUCGAGUUCAUCACAGAGACUCCCAGCGGUACCCUCUUCUACAACGGUCCCAUCCAACCCACCGAGGUUGACGAUGCCAUCGAUAUGAUCCUUCUGGAGCUGACGAAUGGCAAGGCCAAGCUCACCAUCAACCUGGGAUCGGUUGAUGGAACCACCCUUAACCUGGAGCUGGAGGUGCCUAAGGAUAACCUGGGAGAUGGCCAAUGGCAUCGUAUUGAUGUAUACCGCAAUGGAAGGUCUGUUGAGAUGACAGUAGACCGAUGUGAGGAUGCACCCUUCGCAGAAACCUCAUCCUCAUCCACGCUAGAUACCUCCAACUGUCGUAUCAGUGGAGAAACACCAGGCGAGAACAAAUUCCUGAAUGUAAACACACCUCUAUUCCUGGGAGGCAUGAGUCCUGAUUACAACCCGGACGUGGUCGUUCCAGGAGGAUUCGAUGGCUGCAUCAAGAACCUCGUCUCUGAUGGUUUCCUCUACGACCUCGCCGAUCCUGGAAUAUUUGACAAGAGUGACUCGGGAUGCUUGCGUACCGAUGGGCAGUGCACAGUAGACGGCGAACCUGUCUGUGAAAAUGGAAUCUGUGAGGCCGAUCUUGGCAGUUUCGUCUGCAUCUGCUUCCCUGGAUUCAAUGGAGAAUUCUGCAGUAUAGUGCUGCCUCCGUAUGACUUUGCAACGGAUAGCUACAUAACCUACGAGCUCCUAGACGAGUCCUUGUACAACGAUGCCCGAUCCUCUAACUACCAUAUCAUGGUGAGGUCAAGACAAGAGAAUGGACUCAUCUGGUCAAUCUCCAGUGCUAACACCUAUGAAUACAUUAGAAUGGAGAUGGUUGCUGGAGAACUCCAAGCCGACUGGCAUCUUGGAGAUAAACCUGUGUCUGUCACCAUGGGCAACUUCAGCAUCAACGACGGGGCGUGGCACGCCAUCAACUUUGAUCGUUAUGACUCCGUGGUGACCAUCAAGAUCGAUGGGGGAGGCGGAGUCAAGGAGAUCCAGAACAGGGAAAGUGCAUUCUCUGGAUUGGACAUUGACAGCAACUCCCUGGUCAUCGGAGCAUUUGUGGACCUCAACACUGUGACGGACGACUUCAUGGGCUGUAUGAAUGACCCUAGGAUAGACAACAACUUCCUCGGUAUGGAGGGCAGCAAUGAGUAUGCCACAGCCACCCAGUCUGCUGGAGUGUCAGAAGGUUGUCCCUCGGAGGUCUGUGACAGCAACCCUUGCCCUGGACAAGACCUAGUCUGCACAGACUACUGGAGAUUCUAUGAAUGCGAGUGCCCUGUUGGUGAGGAGCUCUCGGGACCAGAGACCUGCUUGGCCAUCAUCGACUGUGACCCCAACCCCUGCUACAAUGGAGGAACAUGCACAGAGGGGGUUCCCACCGGCUUCAACUGCACCUGCGCUCCCACGUACUAUGGAACACAAUGUGAAGCCACGAUUGGUGGACAAGGAGCAUCACUGGGCAUCACUCCCCUGGGCAUCAUCCUCAUGAUCAUCUGCAUUCUGCUGAUCAUUAUUCUCCUCCUUGGCUUGGUGCUCUACACCCGACAGCGGGAUCGCAAGUCCGCCCUCACCUUCGCCAUCGAUCCCGAAGACGACAUCAGGGAGAACUUCAUCAAUUACGACGAGGAAGGCGGAGGAGAGGAAGAUAACGACGCCUACGAUCUCAGCACGUUGCGUAAACCCGUGGAUGCUAUCAGCGCUGGUAGUAUAGAGAAGAAGCCGGCCAUGCCUGUAUCAGAGGUACCCGUUGGUAACAGACCAUCCGGCGUUGAUCCCAACGUAGGUGACUUCAUCAAUGACCGCCUGAAAGGGGCCAACGACGACCCCGAAGGGCCGCCGUACGACGAGCCCCACGUCUACGACUUCGAGGGCGACGGGUCGUCGGCCGGCUCCCUCAGCUCCCUCAACAGCAGCAGCACCGAGUCGGAGCAGAACUACGACUACCUCAACGACUGGGGACCACAGUUCAGGAAGCUUGCCGACAUGUACGGCAGCUAGAAGGGGAGGAGGGUGGACUGUGUGUGUGUGUUUGCGUUUCGCAGCAUUUGCUCUAGUACUUGACGUUUUAAACUCUAUUCGUAAGAAUUGGUUUAAAAGUGUGAUUGAUUACAGUUGUCAUGUGAUAAACCCUUUAGCACCUUCCGACUAUUGUCCUUUUCUCACUUGGAGAGUUAACUGGAUAUUGUUUUGCAAGGUUCUUUAAUUUAGAGAAAGUAAAUUCCCACCAACAAAAUUCUUUUUGGUGAAGCAUAAACAUCAGACUCCCCAAAGGUAAAGCCAAUGUGUAUUUCAUCAUAAUAAUUUGCCGUUGUAACAGAUAAACGUUUACAGGGAGUAUGUGGAGAGUGAUAUUCAGGUGCUAAAGGGUUAAUCACUCUUAAAACAUGAUAGUUUUAGAUGUUUACUUGUACAAGAAAUCAUUGCUUACAUGUACAUUCUAGACAAUUCUAAUCAUCGGGGGAUAGUAGUUGCGUGACCGUCCUUCAUCUAGAACUAAUGUGGGUGAUGAAGUUCUUGUGUAAAUGUAUUUUAAAUUUGACGUUAUUUUGUUAAGUUAAAAACCAAAUAUUUGAGCAAAUUUAGAAAAUCUAUGUAAUGAUAGAUUUCUUUCUUCAUAAAAAGGUUGUUUUUAAAGAAGAUCAGUUUAAUUGCAUUUUCUGUGUUAAAAUCAGUAAUUUUUAUUCUUCAGUGCAAGUAAUUUAUGAAUGUACUUUUUCCCAAAAUACAGUUGCUGUAGUCCUUAUACCAGAUGUAUGCACUGGAAGUAUACUUUUGCAAAAAUUAUAUUAUCUUUGUGGCGUCAUAGAAAUAUAUGUAAAUGAGCAUUUUGAUUAACUUGAUGACAAAUGACCGAAAAGCAGUAUCAGAUUUAUAAAACAAAUUGAAAAUCCUGUUCAGAAUAAAUGAUACAAAUUCAAUUACACCAAAGAAAUGCCAAAAUGAAAUAUUUUUAGUAGCUAAAAUUUGUUUAAUGAAGAAAACAAGUAGAGAGCUUUAAUCCUCCUUUUUUUAUAAAUAUGAAACUGAAUUGGAUGUAAAUAAUAUGAUUUCAGUACUGAUAUUUUAAAGCAUGUAUAGUUGCUAAAAAAGAAAAAAAAAUUGGACAGUCUUUUGCAAUCUGUCAAGCAAUCAAGCAUUUUUAGAAAUAUUUUGUCAUGUAUGUUUGGGAAUUUGAAUAGUUUGUUUGCAUGGCAUAUGCAUGGCGGUUUAUGAAGUUUGAAGUAAAUGGUAAUUAGAACACAGUCGUAAAUCUUGUUUCUCUGUGUUCCAAUUGACAUAAAAAACAUGCAUUGUGAUUUUUUUUUAAAUAAAUAAUUGUGAGGAUUGUUUGAUCAUGCACUGUGAUAGCUUGUGUACAUUUAGAAAUUGCGAACCUAUUUUCUACAAAGGGAUGGAACUUCCGGAAGAGUGGUCAUCAAGUUUUACAGAUUUCUUUUUUUUUAAUUCAGUAAAUCAUCUCGUCAGCUGUCUUCAUUGCUGUUUAAUACACCAGUAGUACUAGUCAGCAAAGCGCGUGUUUUCAUGCUUGAAUCAGUUAUUCUUAGAAACUGCCAAUUUAAGACCAUAACUUACAAGAUACUGCAUUUGUUUAGUAAUCAUGCUUGGCUUCAAACAAGAUCAUUAUCAGUAUACCCAGAUAUCGGGUGCUAGGUGCUCCAGUUCCAAUGUUUGUUGUUUUUGUUAGGCACUGAAUAACAGAUUGAAGGUUUGUAAACAUGUGGGGGUGUUGUUCUCUCUCUCUCUCUCUCUUCUGCUUGAGUGCACCAAUGUGUGAAAUAUAAAAUCAUACACAUGUAUUGGGAGGAGAGGAAAUACUACAUUCUUAACACUAGCACCUUUAAUACAUGAGCACCAUACACUAGCACCUUACACUCUCCAUGAAAGAGAACUCUCACGUUAACCGUGAACUUGUUCAAGCUGCUAGCAGUCGUUUGCUGAUUUUUGCUUUAACCGAUGAUUAAUGCAGUAAAGAUGCUGCUGGAAGAUCACUCUUUUUGCGUUGUGUUGAGUGAAAAUAUUUUUAAAUCAAAGUUCAUUUUGAAAUUGUUUUACUGAAAAGGUGAAGAAAUUCGUGAUUUCAAACAGUAACUGCGUGAUUAUAAUGUUAUUUGCUAUGUGCAGAGACUGAUGAAAAAAUUCUUUGAAAUCUAACCCUUUUUUAAACCGGUAAUCGAUACAGUAAACAAUAUUGCAGUGCCUUUUAUAGCUUUUAAUGAUAAUGAUAACUAUUCGUUUUUAAAACCUGUAACACUUAUUGCAUUUGAAAUACCAAAUAUAUUUGUGCACAUGCCAAGGUACACAUAUUCAAUUGUAAAUAUGCAGCAAGUAUUCAAGAAAUAUUCACACGUACUCAUGUAUUCAAUCGUUUUUGCUUUCAUUCACAGGAAAAAUAUUCAUGUUUGUGUUAAUGUGGGAAGGGGCCUGAAAUACUUAAUUUAAAUAACAAGGAUUUUGUAUGAACAACAAUUAUUAGGGAAACGGCUCCAGUAACAAUUUUUUUAUUUCUUAUUUAUAAUUGUAAUGCCUGUGUAAUUUGCAAGUAGUCAAUUUUCUUGUGUUAAAAUCGAUUCUACUUUUGUGUGUGUAUUUAUGAUGUUAAUUUAUCAUUCUAUUUCAUCAGUGCUCUUUAAGGGGACCUGUUAUCCAAACAGUUAUUUCUAUAUCGUGAAUAUCAAAAGGAACCAAAAUCAAUUUCAUUCUUCCCAAACCAUAUAAAAACAUACUAAUGGUUAAAGAACAUAAAAGGGGAAAUAUACGUUUGUUAUUUUGAAGCCUGCAUUGAAGUAAGAGGAGUUUCCAUGUGUGUCAACUUUAACUCCAUGUCUACUCCCAGGCUGCUUCUAUCUCCACAAAUAGUCAACAUUUUGAUAUUAAACUUGUAAUAUCUGUUUCACAAAAGGAUAUUUACUCUGAUUUUGUGAAUAUUCAAUACCACAAUUAUGGAACCCAAAUGCACAGACCAUUUGUAUCUCUGAUUUUGGUGACAGGUUCCCUUUAGAUUACUGAGAUAAUAUUCUGAUAAUCUAUUUAAGAUUUAUGUAUAUACUUUGUACAUGAUAUGGUUAAACCACCAAAGCAAGUUUGAUAAGAAAUGAUGUAUACAAUCAAAUUCAUUCUGUGUGUUCAUUACUUCUUCCUAAUUAAUAGCUUAACAGCCCAGCUUUUCCAUGAUAGUUUAAAAAUUACACACUAGCUCUUCCUGUAGCAGCAGUAUUCUCACAGAGAUUAAAGUUUGAUAUUUUGCAAAAGUUUACUAUUGUACAUAAAGGUAGGUCUUAGAUGUGAUGUUUGUAUAUCUUCAAAUCUUGGAAAGGAAAUUGUACAAGUUUUAUGUUCUCGAUUGUGUAGUAUUUUAGCCCUUUGACUUUGUUUUUAUCGUCUUUUGAAAGCCAAAAAGGAUGUUAAAUCUGUAUUGAAAUAUACGACUUAUCGCCCCUCUAGCUCUCAAUAAAACAUUGUAUUCCUUGCCUGAUGAAAACUUUUUUAAUUACGAUUGUUAAAGUUUUUAUAACUUCAACUUCAGCUUCAAAUUAAGCGUUUGCUUAAAGUUGGACAAAAUAGAUCCACACAAAUUUUCGGUUGACACAAAUAUAUUUACUUUGUAAGGCUUUUACCUACAGAGGAUAGCAGAUUUUGUCACAGGCGGUAAAAACUAGCCGCAGGCGGGGGCAAUGACAGCCCCGAUUUGGGAGAGAAUGCUAUUAUUUGUAGGGGAGAAGCCUUCCAAAGUAACUCAAACAAAUGAUUGUGUCAACAGAAAAAUUGUUCUGAUCUAAUGCACUGUUCAGAUGUACUUAGUAGUAACAAAUACUAAUACACGUUAAAUUUUCCACGACUUGAAUUCUUGAAAGAGUUUGAAAAUUCUGUGACAAGACUUUUUCUUCAUAACUUGUUCAAAUAUUUUAAAAUCCUAUUAAGAUCUUUAUUUAUCAGCACUAUGUAAUUGAUUAAUUUAUUGAUGCCCCUGUGCUUUGUUUUUAUAUGAUAUCAGUACUUCUCCAAGUCUGUAGUUAGGAACUGUCUUUGAACAAGAGACUUAUUGUAAAUUUCUAGAGAAAUUUCUAUGUGCGUUUCAUUCUCUGUAUUUUCAGUCGGUGUCAUAAAUUGGGCUUUUUGCUAGUACACUGCAUCUAAAUGGCGUAGUUGUAGACACAAAAAAAUUGCUGCUUGUUUUUACAUUUUUCAUGCAGGUUUGAAAUAAAUCCAUUAGAAAUAUU